This is a messenger RNA of Leishmania braziliensis MHOM/BR/75/M2904, 1914 nucleotides long. RefSeq lists its product as hypothetical. The transcript has a single exon. Gene Ontology annotation, molecular function: metal ion binding. The record is from RefSeq and is a predicted model, not a curated record. NCBI's taxonomy places the organism in Eukaryota, Euglenozoa, Kinetoplastea, Trypanosomatida, Trypanosomatidae. Bases 1 to 1914 code for a protein of 637 amino acids.
AUGAACCCCUACUACGCCGCUCCGCCGCCACAGCAGCAGCAGCAUCUAUCGCGGCCUUCUGUGGACUUGGACGACCUCUUCGGAGGUCCUACCGCCGCCAAUGAACACAAGCCCCCCUACGUUGCUCCAGGCGAGCCGGCCCCACCCUCGUACGAUGCCCUUAACACCGGGUACUCGUCAGCGCCACCUCCGGGGCAUCACGUUGCUACACCGGCGCUACCGCAGUCGUACGGCGGAUACAGCAAUGGCAAUCAAAGUUUUUACUCCGGAGCAGCCCACCACCAGCAGCAACAGCAGCAGUCGUAUAACCUGCCGGCUGCUGUUCCGGUGUCUGCGUCUCCUUACGGGAUUCCGGCUCCACCUAAUGCGUCCUCAUCCCCAUCGCUGAUUAUGCCUGGCAUGGCCCCGCCACCACAGCUACCCCAGCAACAGCAGCAGUACGGGGUGGGGCCGCGCUCUUACGAUGCUUGCCCUUCUGCGCCCGCGAAUGGCAUGGUUGCAGCAGCUCCUCCGUUUCAACAGCAGCCGCAGGUGUACGCCCAGCAACUGCAGCUGCAGCAGCCGAUGCCUGAGCCAGCGCAGCAGCAGUUUCCCUCGAGCAGCAGCGGCAGUGUUAACCCCAGUGGGGCUGCUGUUGUUGCGGUCCCGACGGCGGCGGCUGGGGUUGGCAGUGGCGCGGCGCCUUCUAGAUCUGCGGAAGAAGACGACCGUCUGCAGCUGGAGCGUAUCAUCCGCCUGCGCCGCGAGCUGGAGCAGGAGCAGGAGCGGGAGCAGCGCAAGAAAGAGGAGCUGCAGACGUGGGGCUGCUCCGUUUGCACCUUCCGAAACAAGCUGAACGAAGUCAAGUGCGAGAUGUGCGGCUCUACGAGGUCUGGGUACACCGCACCUGCUGCGACGGAGCAGCCAGCUCAGCUGCGGCAACAGCAGCAGCAGAUUCCUUCCGCGGCGUCCCCCUCACCCAGCAACGCUGGCGUCACGGACUGGCAGUGCGGCAUGUGCCUCGCCCCGAACGAGGCGCAUGCGGAGCGGUGUAAGGUGUGCUACGCCUACCGUAGUAGUGGCACCCCGGUCCCGAGGGCGUCUCCGUCUGGGGCCGCAGCCAACGCGAAUCCACUUGGCGUUGCCUCGAGCACGCCGUUCACGACAAACUGGAAGUGCAGCGUGUGCGGUGAGGUGAACCCGCCAUCGAAGGCGAACUGCAAGGUGUGCAGCGGAUUCCAGCGCAAUGGCACCCCGGUCACGGACGCUGUCACGGCGCCUACCAACGAGAGCAGCCACAGGGCCCACGCGAAUAGCAGCGCGGAUCCGCCACUGCCGACGGUGUGGUCAUGCUCCGUGUGCACCUUUGAGAACUCUGUCUCCGCUGCGCUCUGCAAGGCGUGCGAGAGCGGUCAGCGUCCACGCCACCUGGCGCCCAAGGACAAAGCGAAGCGCACUGGUAGCAAGCACAAUGACAGCCGUGACAGCAGUUCCAAGGACGGCUACAGCGGCGGUGAGAAGAGCUCAUCGUCUAAGCAUCAGUGGCCGUGCGGAACGUGCACCUUCUUGAACCCAAUCGGUCGAAAGAAGUGCGACAUGUGCGGCGCGAAGCGGCCAGAGUCAUACGCUGCGGAGGCGGACACGACGGAGGCACAGGCGGCGGCCAAGCAGGAGGCGCAGGACGACGCCGAGGAGGUCGCAUGGCAAGACGACGACUCGGUGACGGAGUGUAACAACUGCCACACGACUUUCACGUUUCUCAUCCGCCGCCACCACUGCCGGCUGUGCGGGUACGUGUUCUGCGCGCACUGCUCCAACUACAGCUUGCCGCUCACGAUGGGCGGCCUCCCGCAGCGUGUGUGUGUGAAUUGCUACAAGGCACGAUUAGAGGAGGAGAAGAAGACAAAGAAGGCGCGCCGUUGGCUGGAUAAUUAG